GAUUGGGCCCCUCACAUGCUAGGUGCAUAAUGGCAGAAACCGUAUCUCCACUGAAGCACUUCGUGCUGGCGAAGAAGGCCAUCACCGAGAUCUUCCGCCAGUUACUGGAGUUUGUUACUGAGGGCUCACAUUUUGUUGAAGCUACAUACAGGAACCCGGAACUUGAUCGGAUAGCAACCGAGGAUGAUCUGGUGGAGAUACAGGGCUACAGAAACAAGCUCGCUGUCAUUGGGGAGGUGCUGUCUCGGAGGCAUAUGAAAGUGGCAUUUUUUGGCAGGACAAGUAGUGGCAAGAGCUCUGUCAUCAAUGCAAUGCUGUGGGAUAAAGUCCUCCCCAGCGGGAUUGGUCACACAACCAACUGCUUCCUGAGUGUGGAGGGAACUGAUGGGGAUAAAGCCUACCUUAUGACCGAAGGGUCAGAUGAGAAGAAAAGCGUGAAGACUGUUAAUCAGCUGGCCCAUGCCCUCCAUAUGGAUAAAGACUUGAAAGCUGGUUGUCUUGUGCACGUAUUUUGGCCCAAAGCAAAAUGUGCCCUCUUGAGAGAUGACCUGGUUUUAGUAGACAGCCCAGGUACAGAUGUCACCACAGAGCUGGACAUCUGGAUUGAUAAGUUCUGCCUUGAUGCUGAUGUUUUUGUUUUGGUGGCAAACUCGGAAUCAACGCUGAUGAACACGGAGAAACAUUUUUUCCAUAAGGUGAAUGAGCGGCUCUCCAAGCCAAACAUUUUUAUCCUGAAUAAUCGUUGGGAUGCUUCUGCUUCAGAGCCAGAAUAUAUGGAGGAUGUGCGCAGACAGCACAUGGAAAGAUGUCUUCACUUCUUGGUAGAAGAGCUCAAGGUUGUGAGUCCUUUAGAAGCUCGGAAUCGGAUCUUUUUUGUUUCAGCCAAGGAAGUUCUCAACUCCAGAAUGAAUAAAGCCCAGGGGAUGCCAGAAGGUGGAGGGGCGCUCGCAGAGGGAUUCCAGGCGAGAUUACAGGAGUUUCAAAAUUUUGAACAAACUUUUGAGGAGUGUAUCUCGCAGUCAGCAGUGAAAACAAAGUUUGAACAGCACACUAUCAGAGCUAAACAGAUACUAGACACUGUGAAAAACAUACUGGACUCAGUAAACGUGGCAGCAGCAGAGAAGAGGGUUUAUUCAAUGGAAGAGAGGGAAGACCAAAUCGACAGACUGGACUUUAUUCGAAACCAGAUGAACCUUUUAACGAUGGAUGUUAAGAAGAAGAUCAAGGAGGUCACGGAGGAGGUGGCAAACAAGGUUUCUUGUGCAAUGACAGAUGAGAUUUGUCGCCUGUCUGUUUUGGUUGAUGAGUUUUGUUCUGAGUUUCAUCCUACCCCCAGUGUGCUGAAAGUGUAUAAGAGUGAAUUAAAUAAGCACAUAGAAGAUGGCAUGGGAAGAAAUUUGGCUGAUCGGUGCACCAGUGAAGUCAAUGCCUCCAUUCUUCAAUCUCAGCAAGAAAUCAUUGAAAAUUUGAAGCCACUACUUCCAGCUGGUAUACAGAAUAAACUUCAUACAUUAAUCCCUUGCAAAAAGUUUGAUCUCAGCUAUGAUCUCAAUUGCCACAAGCUGUGUUCGGAUUUUCAAGAAGACAUUGUGUUUCGGUUUUCCCUGGGCUGGUCUUCCCUUGUACAUCGAUUCCUGGGUUCUACAAAUGCACAGAGGGUGCUGCUUGGGCUGUCAGAGCCUAUCUUUCAGGUCCCUAGAUCUUUAGCUUCAACUCCUACUGCUCCUUCUAACCCAGCAGCACCAGAUAAUGCAGCCCAGGAAGAGCUCAUGAUCACACUGAUCACAGGAUUGGCAUCCCUCACGUCUAGAACCUCCAUGGGCAUCAUAGUUGUUGGGGGCGUGAUUUGGAAAACAGUGGGCUGGAAACUCAUCUCUGUCACCUUAAGUAUGUAUGGAGCUUUGUACCUUUAUGAAAGACUGACUUGGACUACCCGUGCGAAAGAGAGAGCGUUUAAGCAGCAGUUUGUAAACUAUGCAACUGAAAAACUGCAGAUGAUUGUGAAGUUCACAAGUGCAAACUGCAGCCACCAAGUCCAGCAAGAAAUGGCCACCACUUUUGCUCGACUGUGCCAACAAGUUGAUGUUACUCAGAAACAUCUAGAAGAAGAAAUUGCUAGAUUAUCCAAAGAGAUUGACCAACUGGAGAAAAUACAAAACAAUUCAAAGCUCUUAAGAAAUAAAGCUGUUCAACUUGAACGUGAGCUGGAAAAUUUUUCGAAGCAGUUUCUCCACCAGAGCAGUGAAGAAUCCUAACAACAGAGGCACUGUAGGAGGACUCGGACUUGGAAGAUGGGAAGUGUUACUUUUAUGAGCCGACCUCAGUAAAAAUGACUGUACCCAUGCCUUGCGGAGAUUGUGGUAAUGACCUGUCUCAGGGCUUGCACCGUUGGAAGUGUUGUGAUUGACUUAGCUUUAGUUUGGAGUAAAGACUGAGUUGUUCGGGUUAAAUGAUGAAUUCCUUUAGAAACAAUGGAACCUGCUUUGUGGCCCCUGAGGGUGUGUCCUGCAGCUCCUCACCAGGCUGUCUGUCUGUCUGCAGCUCUCAGUAGCUGCUUCCUGGCAUCCAGGAGUUAGAGACCUUUUCAUCCUCUUCCUCAGUGCUAGUUCUUGAUGCUUCUUUAAUGGGAAUAGUGACUUUGUCUAAAGCUGAUUUGUUGAAACCAGGGGUGUGGGCUGCACCUGGGGGUCCUACAGUCACUCUGUCCUCACAGCAAGGAUGUAACCACUACUGAACAGUUUUUACUUUCUUUUAUUCCCAUUAAAGCUGGUGUGAAAUAGUAGCAAGGCCUGUCAUUAUAGCCACGCAUGAAGUGUCUGGGUCUGCUGUCCUGCUCUCUCUUUAGAAGCAUUUCAGCCUUGAGUCCUGCGAGGAGAACUUCUCUGCCUAAUGUGAAGUGGUCGGUCUGACGGGGUGAAAAUGGCCAGAGGGGGACAAGGCUGUGCUUGGAAUGUGGUGACAUCACCAUGACAAUGGAUCCUUAGGAGGACUCUUACUGAGGCAUUGGGCGUGUCUCCAUUGGAAACUUUGAAUUACAGGAAUUUCCUUGGGCUCCAUUACAAAUUACCACUCUGGGUUAGUGGUUUAGGUUUAGGUUCAUGUAAAUGUCUGAUUGACAGUGGUAUGGAAAUACUUGUGAGUAGCAGGACAGGAUUAUUCUCUACCGCCACCCCAGGGGACACUGCAUUCCACUAUGGUGUCAAAGGUCAGCAUUUCGGGCUGAAAGCAGAGAAGUGGUUAGUCUGGCUACAUUGAAGAGAGGGGCAAAGAGAUCCAGCAAACCAUCCACCUCCUUCCUUCCUGGAGCCUUUUCUCCUUUAGUCCUCAGCAUUUCUUUCCUACAGGUCUGUCCUCACAAUAGGUACACCUCUUGUUGGUUGGUUGGUUAGUGUGAGACAGUGUUUCUCUACGUAGUGUUGGCUGGCCUGGAUGGAAUUUGUUCUGUAGAUCAGGCUGGCCUCAAUUGAGAUUUUCCUGACUCUGCCUCCUCAGUGCUGGGAUUAAAGGCGUGCCCAGCCCUAGAUGCACCUUAGUUUUAAAAUACUUGACGAUAGAGACGUUUCAGAAUUACUUAAUUCCUAUGCAGAUUGAGUGUUCAGUUGCAGUAUUCAAAUUUAAAUUCAAGUGACUACCUUUUGCUUUUAUUGCUGAUUUUUAACACCCCCCACACUCCCCAACAGUACAGGCAACCAAGUGGGAUUGGCUGGAAAUUACAUGAAAAACUAGUAUCUAAAAUUGAGGUCUGCUAACCUAGGUUACAAAGUUAAUUAGCAAGCUACAGCUUGGUACUCUGGGUUAUCAACAUCACUUUUAACCGUGUAAGAAAUGCGGCUUAUCAAGCCUCAACACAGGUAUGGAAUCAAGUUGGGGUCUGCAGCAAGCUUCAAGAAGCCGUGCAUUGCCGCCCUGUACUCUGAAUCUGUGGACCAGUGUCUGUGGUUCAGAGUGCUUUUCUUCCCUGGUUAAGAGCGCGGUUCCAGGUGAUGGAGGGAACACGUCCCGGUGCUGAGCCUGGAGUGUUGACAUGAGCAGCUCCAUUACCAGGCAAGAGUGACCUGUGGCUCGGGGCUCGGCAUCACAGACUGCAGUCAUGACUACUGCGCAUUAGUUGCAACACACAUACUUGAUGAUUUACUGUGUCUGUUUACAAUAUUUAUAAACUUUGUAUGAUCUUAAACUUUUACAAAACAUUUUUUAAGUAUGCAAGCUUCCAAGAUGAAAAUAAACGUAUCUGCCUAUUAGUUGAUAAAUGUA
Rattus rattus (black rat) is the source of this 4254-nucleotide messenger RNA. RefSeq names its product mitofusin 1 (gene Mfn1). Lineage: Eukaryota; Metazoa; Chordata; Mammalia; Rodentia; Muridae. The record is from RefSeq and is a predicted model, not a curated record. Gene Ontology annotation, biological process: mitochondrial fusion; mitochondrion localization. Gene Ontology annotation, cellular component: mitochondrial outer membrane. The transcript has 18 exons. Gene Ontology annotation, molecular function: GTP binding; GTPase activity. Bases 30 to 2255 code for a protein of 741 amino acids.